GUCAACCAACAAAAAGGGGGCGCAACAAAAAACCUUCGGGCUUCGGCAAUUCAUCCAAAAUUCGCAGGUUCCGUCGAGCACUCGAGCCUUUCAUUCAUCGCUCAUCGGCCAUCGCAAUUCGCAGCAGGCCAGCAGUCCAGGUCUCCGGGCGACGGGCCGACGGCCGUCCAGCAGUCCAGGCGUCCAGCUGCAGAACAACACCUCCGCAGGCGUCCAGUCCAGUCCCGGCCUUCACUCCCUUCAGACUUCAGUCCACUCCUUUGGCCUUUGCAGUUUGCAGAGUGGCUGUUGAAUUUCCUUUGUCUUUAACAGAUGAUAUCGUGCAACCAACAUAGCUAGAUACUAAAUCUUCAUUUAAGUGCUUCAAUAUGAAUGCUGUUGGAUGCUCCCUAACUUCUGGUGGCGUUUAUAUGUCCUAUGAGCCUAAUAACUCCAUGUCCUACAAUUCAUCAUUUACAAGGCAUUCCCAAUUGUAUUCUAAGGCACCCAUCUCAGCCAUUAGGAGCUCAUGGGGAGUUCUUCUCAAUCUAACAUCUUGCUUCUCCCAAGGAACAAGGUUUCAGAGUCUUUCUUCUGCAUCACCACGUCAUUUAUGUGGGGAAUAUCAUGGCUUUUCAUAUCAUUUUCAAAAAUCUCCAAGGCAAAAUAGGUUUUCCUUUUGCACUAGAGCAUCAUCUAAGGAUGUCCCCAAAAGUUUCCGAUACCCACCCAUGACAAAGAAGCCAAUGUGGUGGUGGAGAUCCUUAGCGUGCCUCCCCUAUCUAAUGCCCCUCCAUGAAACGUGGAUGUAUGCCGAGACCGCAUACCAUCUUCACCACUUCUUGGAGAAACUUGAAUUCUUGACAUAUCCCUUUCUGCGGGCCAUAGGAAGGUUGCCAGGCUGGUUCCUCAUGGCCUACUUCUUUGUUGCUUACCUCGGGAUUGUUAGGAGAAAGGAGUGGCCCCACUUUUUCCGGUUUCAUAUGGUGAUGGGCAUGCUCUUGGAGAUUGCCUUACAGGUUAUAGGAACUGUGAGCCGUUGGAUGCCACAAGCCGUUUAUUGGGGGAAGUUUGGGAUGCAUUUCUGGGCCGCUGUUGCAUUUGCUUAUCUCUUCACGGUUUUGGAGUGCAUCAAGUGUGCGCUUUUCGGAACAUAUGCUGAUGUUCCGUUUGUUUGUGAUGCAGCUUAUAUUCAGAUUCCUUAUGAUUGAUUCUUUGAUUAUUCUUGGGCAUUAAAGCUUCCUUCAUUGGAGAUGGUAGAUUUGUCUAUUUGGAUACUGAUAUGAUGAUGACCUUUUUGCAUUCAACAAUAUUGAUGGAUUGCUUUUAUGUAGAUGGACAAAACUACUUAACAAGUUUUUCUUUAAUGCAAAGUCAAGUCAAGUUUAUCCAGCACAGACGCAUGGGACUCCCUUAUAUAAGUAUAUUUUGUGUUCGUUGGGGCAAAAUUCAUGUUUCUGGAGCAAUUAAAUGAGCAACUUUUUGAAUUGGAGCUGGGAUAUGCAGUCCAAACACUUCUCCCAAAAAUGUACUUUUAAAUUUACUCCACUAGUUAAACCGUCCGAUCUACUCUAGGGUCUUCAUGGAUUGUUUCAUUUCUUACUUCAACAUAUGAAUACAUGACAGCAGUGUUUUGAUUUUCUUUUCAGUUUCUCGUGCAUAGCACAAUGUGCAGUUGUGUACACCACCUUUGUUUCCGAGACUCCGAGUGUUGCGUUUUUUGUUUUUGUAUUG
Cuscuta europaea is the source of this 1713-nucleotide messenger RNA. NCBI's taxonomy places the organism in Eukaryota, Viridiplantae, Streptophyta, Magnoliopsida, Solanales, Convolvulaceae. The record is from the annotation of a GenBank genome assembly.